AUGACCUCCAUUGCAGCAGGUCUCAACAAGGUCCUUCCGGCGCCCAAAUUCUCCUCCGAGGAAGCCGGACCAUCACGACCCUCUACUUCGCGGAUCCUUGGUGCCGGCGACGCGGAGCGACAACAGCUCGUGCUCAAGCAAUACGGACCGCCAGCGUACGGACAUCGGUCAUCAUGGCGACCGCGCUCACAGGAAGACUUCGGCGACGGCGGCGCGUUCCCCGAGAUUCCAAUCGCCCAGUACCCACUCGACAUGGGGCGGAAAGGAGGUAAAACAACGAAGUCGAAAGCGCUUGCACUGCAGGUCGACGCCGAGGGCAAAGUCAAGUACGAUGCGAUCGCGAAGCAGGGACACGGUAGUAAUCGGAUCGUUCACGCGUCGUUUAAGGAUCUUAUCCCGCUGAGGCAGCGUGCUGAUGUCGGUGAGAUCUCGUUGGAGCGGCCAAGUGAGGAGGAGGUGCAGGCUACCGCGGAGAGGACAAGAGCUGCGUUGGAGAAGUUGGUGACCGGGGCGGUCGCAGCGCAGAAGCCGAAGACGGUUAAGGGGAAUGAGAAGAGGGAGGCGCAGUAUGUGCGGUAUACGCCGUCCGGACAGAUGGGUGAUACAUCGAAAAAGAGUGAUCGGAUCAUCAAGAUCAUCGAGAAGCAGCAGGAUCCUAUGGAGCCGCCGAAGUUCAAGCACAGGAAGAUUCCGAGAGGACCGGGCUCACCGCCGCCGCCGGUCAUGCACUCGCCCCCGAGGAAGCUGACGGCUGCGGACCAAGAGGCGUGGAAUAUUCCUCCGCCAGUAUCCAACUGGAAGAAUCCUAAGGGUUACACCGUGCCAUUGGACAAGCGUCUCGCCGCCGAUGGCCGAGGUCUACAGGAUGUUACGAUCAACGACAAGUUCGCACAGUUCUCGGAAGCACUCUUUACCGCUGACCGACACGCACGCGAGGAAGUCAAACAGCGAGCACUCAUGCAGCAGAAGCUGGCGGAGAAGGAGAAGGCGGUGAAGGAAGAACACAUCCGGGAACUCGCACAGAAGGCACGGGAAGCCGCCAACGCCCGGUCCAAACCCCGACGUGCCAGAUCUACAAGUGCAGACUCCCAGGGCUCCGCUCGGUCACGGUCCCGAAACGCGUCCUACUCCUCCCGAUCAGGCUCCGACUCCGAAGGCGACGAUGCAGUGCACGAGCGUGAACAGAUGCGUCGCGAGCGCCGUCGCGAGGAUCAGCGUGAGCUACGGAUGAAGAGGAUGGGUCAGGAGCGGAAGAUGCAGGUUCUUGCACGAGAGCAGGGACGUGACAUCGGCGAGAAAAUGGCGCUUGGCCUCGCGAAGCCAACACAGAGCACCGAGAGCAUGUUUGAUUCUCGACUAUUCAACCAAUCCUCUGGGUUCUCGAGUGGCUACAACGACGACAAUCCUUACGACAAGCCAUUGUUUGCCGCGGCAGAGGCCGCCAACGCUAUCUACAGACCUAGAGUACAGCAGGAGGACGACGAAGACGCGGCCGACAACGAGCUCGACCGGAUCAAGAAAAACUCGAAGUUCGAGGUACUGGGCCGGGCACAGAAGGGGUUCAAGGGAGCAGGUGAUGGGGAGGAGCGGGAUGGACCCGUGCAGUUUGAAAAGGACACAGCAGAUCCAUUCGGCGUCGAGGCGUUCGUGAAGAGUAUUGGGGACGAGGUGGGGAACAAGAAACACGGGUUGCAGAUGCAAGGUGGGCCAAGCAGCAAACGGGCAAGGAGCGACUAA
Molecule: messenger RNA, 1737 nt
Organism: Tricharina praecox
Lineage: Eukaryota; Fungi; Ascomycota; Pezizomycetes; Pezizales; Pyronemataceae
Product: SKIP/SNW domain-containing protein
Exons: 2
Coding region: 1-1737 (578 amino acids)
Biological process (GO): mRNA splicing, via spliceosome
Cellular component (GO): spliceosomal complex
Source: RefSeq, a predicted model, not a curated record